GUUUCAACAUUGUCCAGGAGUGUGAAAUAAAGCAUCCACAGCAGUUUCAGCUUCAUCCAUUCCUGCAGAGAGUCAAUCAUGAGGGUUCUGGUAUUUCUUCUCUUGGUGGCUUUGUCCAGUGCUGAGGUCUAUCAGCGAUGUCAAUGGGCCCGAGUGCUGAAGAAUUAUGGCAUGGACGGCUACUACGGCAUCAGCCUGGCCAACUGGGUUUGUCUGACCCAGUGGGAGUCAAGCUACAACACCCAAGCCAUCAACCAUGACGCUGACGGAUCCACUGACUAUGGCAUCUUCCAGAUAAACAGUCGCUAUUGGUGUGACGACGGCCGCACCCCCGGCUCAGGAAACGCAUGUGGCAUCCAGUGUAGUGAGCUCCUGACAAAUAACGUUGGCGUGGCGAUCAAUUGUGCCAAACGUGUCGUUAGGGACCCCAAUGGCAUCGGAGCCUGGGUGGGCUGGCGCGCUCAUUGCCAAUACCGUGACUUGAGCUCUUAUCUGGCAGGAUGUGGUCUUUAAACAAGUUCAACAAUGAAGAGAAAUGUGGUGAUUUCAACAUUUGUCUGUUGUAAUUAUGUGGUGAUGUAAAACCAGAUUAAAA
Molecule: messenger RNA, 595 nt
Organism: Scomber scombrus (Atlantic mackerel)
Lineage: Eukaryota; Metazoa; Chordata; Actinopteri; Scombriformes; Scombridae
Product: lysozyme C-like
Exons: 4
Coding region: 79-513 (144 amino acids)
Molecular function (GO): lysozyme activity
Source: RefSeq, a predicted model, not a curated record